This is a messenger RNA of Silurus meridionalis, 3706 nucleotides long. RefSeq names its product VPS54 subunit of GARP complex (gene vps54). The record is from RefSeq and is a predicted model, not a curated record. Lineage: Eukaryota; Metazoa; Chordata; Actinopteri; Siluriformes; Siluridae. Gene Ontology annotation, molecular function: syntaxin binding. Gene Ontology annotation, cellular component: GARP complex. Gene Ontology annotation, biological process: retrograde transport, endosome to Golgi; Golgi to vacuole transport. The coding region runs from base 344 to 3313 and encodes 989 amino acids. The transcript is spliced from 23 exons.
UUGCUUCAGAAUUUCUUCUAUACCAGGAACAAAUCACCAGGUGCCUGAAAUGUGGAGACACGUCAGUCUCGCUCUGCACACGCUCACCGAGUCAUCAGUUUUCGUUCUCGUUUUGAGCGGCGCGAUCGUGUCAUCAAACCCGGGUACAUCCUCGUGCACAGCAGAGAUCUGCAGAGACCGAAAACUCACUCGACCUCAGACGUGUCAAAACGCUGGCGUUUCACUUCCGUCCCCGGGCCGCUCUGAGAACCUCGUAGGAAACUAGAAGCCGCCGAUCUCACAGCGGUCUCACAGUGGUUUCUAUUAGUUAUGCUGGAGGCUGGUGUGAGGAAGCGGCGCUGCCAUGGCGUCCGGACCGGGCUCGGUUCCUGCGGUUCAGCCGGCUGGCGGUCAGGCCGGCGCCGACCGGCUCCUCCGGAAGUCCCGAGACCCGAUAGGUUCGUCUACACACUACAGACCGCCGCGCUCUCUUCCUGACGUCUGUCCCAAGGAGCCGACAGAGGAGGCGCGGGGGCUGAGCGACGCUCCGUCUGUGGUGGCGGAUCAGCACCGAUGGACAGUAUAUAACUCUAAGGUGAACCUGCCGGCGGCGCUGAACGACCCGAGACUGGCCAAGCGCGAGUCUGACUUCUUCACCAAGACCUGGGGUGUGGACUUCACAGAGGCCGAGGUGAUGCCCUCGUACAGCCUGCCCAACAUCACCCCCGAACAUUUCAGCACCUACCUGAAUGACACUGCUCAGAGGGAGAAAAUCCACGACCGGUGUAGAAAAAUCUGCCCCAACAAAGACGACCUGUCCAUCCCCAACAUCACGAACAAUCACGAUAAAGCCAAAGAGGAGCUCGAGCAGGUGCCUAAGAUCUUCAUGCGGCCCGACUUCGUGCUGAGCGAGCCGGCCACCUUCGGCGCCGUGUUGCCGUGGUCGCACUUCAGCCUCGCCGGGGGAAAAAGUGGACGUGACGCAGCGUCGUCACGGUUACUGCAGGAAAAGCUGAGUCACUACCUGGACGUGGUGGAGGUGAGCAUCGCGAGACAGAUCUCGCUGCGCUCCGAGGCGUUCUUUCACGCCAUGUCGUCUCAGCACGAGCUCCAGGAGCAGCUGUGCGAGGCGGCGGCCGCUGUCCGGGCGCUGCGGGAGCACACCGCUGGCAUGGGCCGCACCAUGUGCCAGGGGCCGCUGAGGGCGCUGCGGCACGCCGUCACGCGCAAGAACUGCGUGGCGCUGCACGGCAAGCUGAAGCUGAUGGCGGCGGUGCAGCAGACGCAGCCCACCGUGCAGCUCCUGCUCUCCACCUCCGAGUUCGUGGGUGCGCUCGAGCUCAUCAACACCACCAAGGAGGUGCUGCAGCAGGAGCUCCAGGGCAUCCAUAGCUUCAGGCACCUGGGCUCUCAGCUCUGCGAAAUGGAGAAGCUAAUUGAUAAGAUGAUGGUGGCCGACUUUACUACGUACUCCCGCAGCGACCUCAACCGAUCCUUCGAGGACGACAACCAAGUGCUGGAGAAGGACCGACUGCAGUCUUUGGUCUUUGGCCUCCUGAGACAGAAGAAGUUGGAUUUCCUGGACAUCUACAGCAAGGAGAUGAUGCAAGCAGCCAAGGCCAUCGUCAGACAGUGUGUAGUAAAGUCGGUGUCUCAGAUUGAGGAGAUCGACUCAGACACUGUUGUGAAGCUUCAGGACCAGAUGAGGCUGAUGACGUUUCCUCAGUGGUUCAAGCUCCUGCAGAGCCUGUUUGAGCAUUUCCUGCUCUUCCUCACCAGGAUCAAGGCUACUCUAGGCGCCAUCCGAAACGUGGUCCUGGAAAUCCUGGACAGCAGCCAGAGGAACCGAGCGCCAGAGGUUCUGGCAGACGGAGGCUCCGUGGAGGAUGAGGAGGACGAAGAGUCCGGUUUGCGUCCCGGAGAAGCAGAGCUGGUGUUCCUCACACACGACGGGCUGUUCAUCAGCGACGCCAUAACCGAAGCCGAGCGGCGCACCAGUGGGACGUCUGCCCAUGUCCGAGCCCAGGCCAAAGACGAAGCCUCGGGGAGCGACUCGGCCUCGGGGACGACCGAGUCGUCGUCCAGCAGGGAGCCCGUCACAAACACUACCUCCUCCCUACACAUAGGGGGUGCUGCUGCUCUUGAGGACCUGAUGCCGUCCGAUCUGGAGCUGGGCAGAAUCGCUAACAACAUCCAGGAGCUGCUGUACACCGCCUCAGACAUCAGCCAUGACCGCUGUGUUAAAGUCCUGCUGGCUAAGGCCAAGGACGGUUCUCUGGAGCGUCUGAGCUCGGCCGAGUUUGUGUGUGUGUGCCGGGCGGUUGAAGACUUUGCCAAGGACACAGAGGCUCUGUGCUGCAGGCGGAGUGUGAGACUGAGGGGGGCGCUGCAGAGUCAGGCCGACCGCUUCAUUAACCGCUUCCACGAGGAGCGCAAGGCCAAGCUCGGUUUGUUGUUGGACACAGAAAGGUGGAAGCAGGCCGAAGUUCCAGCUGAGUUCCAGCACCUUGUUGACUCCAUCGCUGACGGAAACAUCAGACUGCCUGAGCGCGAACCUGCAGGUCCAGAAGAGAAGAAGCCGAGUGACUUCUUGGUGGUUGAAGGGGAGAAAUACGCUGUUGUUGGGACGGUGCUGCUGCUGAUUCGGAUGCUACUGGAAUACUGCCAGUGUGUGAACGAAAUCCCGUCCAUCACCACUGACAUCAUGAUCCGCAUGACAGACCUCCUCAAGCUCUUCAAUUCUCGUAGCUGUCAGCUGGUCCUGGGGGCUGGAGCUCUGCAGGUGGUGGGACUGAAGACCAUCACCACAAAGAACCUGGCUCUGGUGGCUCGGUGUCUGCAGCUGGUUGCUCGUUACAUCCACAUAAUCCAAAUGUAUUUUCAGAGCAAACUCGAACCCAAACAGUACAACAUGCUGCGCUUCUUCACCCACAUGUCUAAGGACUAUAAUGACCACAUAAAUGAGAUCUGGGCUAAGCUCGUGGCCAUCAUGGACAGUUUAUUUGAAAAAGCACUACUCAAGUAUGAAGUAAAGGCUCCGAUGCCGUCACUGUGUUUCCGUAAUUUGUGCAAGCAGAUGGCAAAAAUGCACGAGGCCAUCUACGAUCUCCUCCCUGAGGAACAGACUCAGAGGUUGUUCCUGCAGAUUAACAGAAAUUUUAAGGUGUAUCUGAAGAAGCAGCUGGCUCGACUCGGGGUGGUGAACGACGGCGGACCACAGCACGGGUUGGUGGUGGCAGACGUGGCCUUCUACACGGAGAACAUUCAGGCUCUGCGCUCUUUCGAGCAUUUGGACUUCAAAAUGCACGAGAUAUGGUAUGAGAAGUGGGGAUGACGGACAGCCGAGCUCGGCCAAUCGGGUCUUUCCUUCUCACUUCCUCCUUUUCCCGGAGGACCUGAGGUCAGAGGUCACGCAGGAAGUGAACACUGUACACAAGACCUUUUUUUUUACCUCCUCCGUUCAGAACUCUCCUGUAAAGCCUUCACUUAAUUUUUCUUUCUUUCGGGGAAACGAUCCGGAGCAUCUCUUUCACUUCCAAGUGACCAAUCAGCAUAAGCUAAUGAUCCUAAGUGGGCGGGAACUUUUCUGAUUUUAAUUUGCCGGGUUUAACGCUCAGUGCCUCAUCGUGUGCUGUCGAUGCAGCGAUGCUCGUGUGCAAUCCUGUCCAAACCUUCAUCGGUUUUCUAAUUUAACCUGAAAAUAAAUUAUUUGUUGUUUUGAUGUUUA